Molecule: messenger RNA, 882 nt
Organism: Leptomonas pyrrhocoris
Lineage: Eukaryota; Euglenozoa; Kinetoplastea; Trypanosomatida; Trypanosomatidae
Product: TATE DNA Transposon
Exons: 1
Source: RefSeq, a predicted model, not a curated record
AUGCCCACCGCCCACUCCUGGACUCGCAGUUUUUUGUCGGAGUCGUUCCGUUACAUGCGACCCGAAACAUUUCAGUUCCUGCGCACGUCGCGCACGGUGAAAACUGUCAAACUGUCGCAGACGGAUUUGGAGGCGGCUGUGGCCCGCGGCAAGUUUGAGCGCUGCAGCGAGAAUGUGCGCCACCCGCUCCCAGAUGGGGUGCACGGUGUGAACUUGUUCACCGUGUACGAGGCGAAGGGCCGCCGCCGCUUGAUAACGGAGUCGCACCUCAACGGAGUCAUCCGGAAGAGUGAACUCCCCUCCAUCACCCGCCUAUCGCGUCUGGAGCGCCGCCAACGUCUCCGCUUCGCCCGAUACAUGUUCCAGCUCGACUUCGAGGCGUUCUACGACGCUAUCCCUCUGCCAGAGGAGAUCAGGGACAAGUUCGUUUUUCGCGCGCGAGAUGGUGGCAUGUAUCGCCUGAAGACGCUCCCGACUGGUGCGAGGUGGAGCGUCGCAGUAGGCCAGGCAGUUACGUGGACCAUCGUCGACAUAGACACUCCCGUGUUUAUUGAAACGAUGAUCGACAACAUCUUGGUGGCCGCGGCGGAGGGUCAGGAAGCGGCAUUUGUGUCGGCGGUGCGCCAGAUUGUUGGCCGGAUACGGCAAGCCAACCUCCUCACCUCCCCUGAGCGGGAGACUGUGGCUUCGUGGACGGAUGAAGAGCUGUUGUGCGAAGGAAGAAAAGGUUGUGUGUUUUGGGGUGAAGAGUUUGCCUGGAUGGAGGGGCAGCGGCAGGUUCGCAAUUCGAUCAAGACGGUGACCAAGCUGGAUUUAGCGGCGCAAAAAGACCAGUUCACCAUUCGAUCCUUCGCGUCGUUGGUGUCACUUAUUAGUUACGCA